CAUCAUUGACUUUGAGUGAAUAUAAAAGGAGUGAAGAAAGCAUAGUAAGGUUAACUAAGAUAAUGGAGAGACUAAGAAGCUUCCUCUGCUUCAAGCUCAACAAUUCAUCUUCACCUAUCUUACAAAGUACAAUCAAGCUAACUAAGCUUCCUUCGCGGUUUUGGCUCAAGGCCAAAGCAGGAUAUGAUACUUUUGGAGCAAAACAAGCUACUAAAAGAAAAGGGCUUGUGAGUCUUUACAAAGACAAGGAGUUAUGUGAAGGAUAUGCUGAUAUCGAAACUAUGUGGUCGAUGAUCCAUUCGACUUGUUCUAAGGAUAUUCACAGCAACGAAAACUGCAGAGGACCGCGAUAUUUAGUAUUCUGUUUCAAGCCAAGCUGACAGAAAUUUCUGAAAGAGAUAGUAGUACACUAGUACUUGAGAUAAAUAUGGAUUACUUCAGAUGACUGUCUUGUAAAAUAAGUAGGUUUUAAGUCUUUGAUUCUCAGUAUUGAUGUUAAAUCAGGUAUUUCUGAGGCUAUAUUUAAGAACAUUUCCGACAGCUGAAGGAAAUGAGAAUAUAAACACAAUCAUGUCAGGGGAAUUUUGUGUAAAAUAAAGUUCUGAUUUGUGUAUUGAAGCUUUAGCUGUCAAAAAUGAUAGAACAGAAGAUGUGGAUCAUUUAUAGCUAUAAUCAUAAACACAUCUUUCCAAAUA
Molecule: messenger RNA, 695 nt
Organism: Beta vulgaris subsp. vulgaris (sugar beet)
Lineage: Eukaryota; Viridiplantae; Streptophyta; Magnoliopsida; Caryophyllales; Amaranthaceae
Exons: 3
Coding region: 63-380 (105 amino acids)
Source: RefSeq, a predicted model, not a curated record